AUGAUGGAUAACACAGUCGCUGAGCUGAAUCAAGAUGUUGGAUACAGUAUACUAGCGUUUCUUGACGGCAUAGAUGCAGUCAAUUUUGUCGAAGCAGUAGAUAAUAGCCAACAGUUUUGGUCUAUUGCAAAAACACUAGACCAUCACUUCAUAAAACUAAUGGAAGCGUUAUGUGGUCGUGAAAGAGUUCUGUUACUGCCAAGCGCAAUACCUCCAUACUUCACAGAUGAAUAUGAAGUCGUUGAUGGACGACUCAUACAAGUUCCAAGUCACUAUUCUGCCGUCGAACAACCCCCUGAGCGUCUAUAUAUUCAUCCAUGCUUUACUAUUGAAGGGUUUGCAAAGUUAUGUGAAGUCUAUCAGACUCCUCUUUUCAAAUGCUAUUCUCGACUUCUACCGUUGAACAUCGUGUGGUAUAACGCUGAUUUUGGUCUUCUUAAUUACGAGUGGUACAGUCAUACAAUCGGAUCGAAACGUAUAUUAAAUGAUCAUGAAAACAAAUUGUUUAGAGUUAGUACUUACUUUAAUAGAAAUCGAAAGGAAUCUUGCUGUUCUAAUAUGAAGUUUGUUCACACAAUGGACGAGUUUAAACAGAAUUUGGUUGCUCGUUUUUCAUCGGAUGCAUGGUUACGAGCGAUUGAUUUUUCAAAAUGGGCAAUUGUUGGAGGAUCGGUUCUGAAUGCACUAUGUAAUAUACCAUUCUUCGAUAGUAAAGAGCAAGAUGUCAAUUUGGUUUACUAUGUGCAUGACAUAUUAGAUUUUAAAAAAUCUAUCGACGAUAUUGUCAAUAAUAUUAACAAAAUAGGUUCAAAAAGUUCAACAAAUAAAAUAAGAGUUGAAAAAAUUACCGGAACGCCAAACUAUAAUGUGUUUCUACCAUGCCAUGUUCAACUCAAUUUUAUUUGGACGCCUAUAAGAAAAUCGAAAAAGCCACUCUCACAUAUUCUUCAUAAUUUUGACAUGGACAUUUGUCAAGUAGCCUUCACGGGUGAUAGAAUUGUUUCAACAUUUCCGUUUUUACAAGCUCUUGCGACAAGAUCGUUCAUUGUUUAUACUCUCAAUGCACAGAGCCCUAAGCAUUUGUGUAUACGCAUAGCAAAAUAUUGUAACAGAGGAUUCACGCUUCUAGUGCCUACCAGCUUCGAUGGUGAUUUCGAUUCAUUGAUGGCACAAGAAGAAAUUCCAUUGUAUCGAGUUGAAUAUCAGCAUUACAUUGAUGAUGAUGGUGAAAUUCAAAUCAUUACAAAAGAAUUUCGCCGACCAUUUUUAGAUAAUGUUGACACUUUUGGACUUCAAGAAAAAUUCAUAUCAACGGUCUGCCCCCAAUUAUUACACUAUAACUGA
Messenger RNA from Adineta ricciae, 1344 nucleotides. The record is from the annotation of a GenBank genome assembly. Lineage: Eukaryota; Metazoa; Rotifera; Eurotatoria; Adinetida; Adinetidae.